Messenger RNA from Helobdella robusta, 4430 nucleotides. RefSeq lists its product as hypothetical. The record is from RefSeq and is a predicted model, not a curated record. Gene Ontology annotation, molecular function: protein binding. The coding region runs from base 1 to 3975 and encodes 1324 amino acids. The transcript is spliced from 7 exons. NCBI's taxonomy places the organism in Eukaryota, Metazoa, Annelida, Clitellata, Rhynchobdellida, Glossiphoniidae.
AUGUACAUGAACAAACAGUUGUUUGAACUCAUUGGGAACAUACGUGAGCACAGCAAAGCGGACAAAGCAGGUUUAGUGGAAGGAGAUGUGAUCCUGUGCGUGAACAACAUCUGCUGCGAAGGACUCACUCACUUCAUGGUCACCGCACUCACAGACCUCAGCGACAUGCUCUGUCUGCUCGUACUCAGAAAUAUGCAAAGUGUAUCGGAGGUCAAAGCAUUGUUUGAUAACAUGGGACAGUCAGUUAGAAGAUUGAAUGCAAAAGAAAUUUCAGAACUUUCUGGAAAUCCAAAUUUAGUGGUAACUCGCAGGCAGUCUACUGGAUCGAUUCAGCACCUUCCAAAAAACCAGCCUGUGAAACCACACCAAGUUAAACUGUUUGGUUCCCAUAAAUUUAUUCAGACAAAUCUAAAUUCCCCAACCAAGACUGUCAGCUCUUUCUACGAUAGAUCACUUUCUUCAGACUGCGAUGAAAAUAAAAUAAAAGAAAUUACCGCUAAUUCGCCAGUGUCAUCCACGCCAUGUAGAAAAAGUAAAAGAAAUCCCAAAACAGAAAGCAGCACUGAAAGAAGACACAUUAUACCUACAAGGCUGAAAAAUUUAUCGAUUUCAAAUGAAAUUGAGGACAAAGAGUUUGAAGAAGAACUUAGACGUGAAAAUAAUUUGAAGAAAUUUGAAGAAACUCAAAAAUCAUUUUUGAAAGAAAUUGGUAAUAAAAGACAACAAUUUAAAAAUAAUCCAUUUAUAACAGAAGCGCCACUUAAUGAAACAAAUUUAGAAGAAAAUCGCACAACAGAUGUCGAUUCUAUAUUCCGAGGUUUUGUUCCACCUGUUUUUAGAAAAAGAUGCAUGUCUGAGCAACCUCGGUAUAAAUCAAACUUGCUAUUUAAUUUAACGACGGACGAUUUUAAACAGAAACAAAUUGUUGUUCCAAAAGUAGCAGCCAAAGUUAGCGUAAGGAGAUUUUCAUUAACUGUUCCAGGCCAGCAAAUAAUUAACCCGAGAUCAAAUACCGUACAAUUGAAAUCAAGCGGUUUUCAAUUACAAUCUCCCCUAAAAACUGCUCAAUCACAAAUUUCUCGGUCAUCUCUCAAGACAAAUAGUCAAAGUACACCAGUACACACAAAUCACCAGCAAUCGAUUAAUGAACCCUCAAAUCAAAAUACUGGUAGCAAAUCAAGCGAGCAGGUGGGCUUAAGGCAGCAGAUACAAAUAAAACCUUCAAUCCAAGCAUUCAACAAAAAUGUCAAUGAUAUUAAAAAUUUUCAAAAAAGUUCAAAGUUAUUCAUUAGAUCAAAUUCUAUUUGUGGUAGUUUGACGAAUAGCGCCAAUAUAACAAGGACCGCCAAUAUCAAUGACAAUCGUUGUUCAUACGGCAAACAAGCCAGCCAAAAAAUAUCAAUCCAAACUAAAUCUAAAAAUGAAAAUAUUUCUAUAUCCUCUUCCGACAUAAGACCACAAUCGACUUCUGCUUCCAUUCAUUCAACAAUUUCUACAUCAAAAACGCAGUUGACUGAAGAAGGACAAAUGCCAACAUCUGACUCAAACUCAAAAGCCCUACCUCAGAUCAAUAAUUUAACGUCCACUGCCGGAAUUUCUUCAACAAAUUUAGCUCAUUCAGUGUCGGAAAUUUUAAUUACUAAACCAGCAAUUAAAAUUUCGUCAACGAGCGCCGAUGCAUUUGUUUCCAUAGUCCCGACAUUAUUGUCAUCAACGUUGCCAGCGACAUCAACAAAAAUGACAAACAAUAAAGUUUCGGCCAACUCGUUUGGAAGGGCGUUGACUUCUAAAACACCACAUAUUUCUUCGUCAUCCAUACAACAAAAAAUUAAUCCCAAUCAGAGGACUAGAUCGAACAGUUUGAGUGUUGUUGCUUCAGCCCGGUCAAAAUUCGAUAGCAACAUCGAUAACUAUAAAAAAUCUGAUAAAAUUAUUUCUAAAUUUGCAGCAAACUUUGCAAAUCAAGUCGACACGUGGCAAAACGCUCCAAAACAAUCUGAAAAAUUACAAGCAUUAAAUGUGUCCGUUGUAACCUCAUCAUCGUCUAUAAACACAACAUCUUUAGUUUCUUCAUCUUCAUUCAUUUCCUCCUCUUCUUCCUCCUCUUCAUCAUUGUCAUCAUCUAAUAACAUACAAUCAUCAUUAUCACCAUCAUCUCAUUAUACAUCAUUAACAGCAUCUUCUUCAUUUUCAGCAUCGAUAGUGCCCAUAUCAAGUUAUAACAUAAGAUCAGGAGGCACCAUCGUUAAUAAUAAAAAAAAAUAUAAUAACACUGAUGAUGUUGAUAACUUUAAUAACAGCAUCAAUGACAAGUUGAUGAGCAACACAACUUCAAAAAUCAAAAUACUUACAGCUGGAAGAAAACUCUCGGUGCCUGAUUUGAGGACAGUGGAAAAUAUGAAACAAAAAGUUACUAUCAAUAGUAAAUCAUUUUCAAAAAAUAUUCCAAAUGUUAACAUUGAACCAAAAGCUACAAACAGCAACCAUAAUUACAAAUGCAGCGAUACAUUGUCUUUAAGAUCAAAUCAAAAUGAAGACUUUCGACAACAAAAUCUCUUUCGUUCAUCUAGUGGAAAUGAAAAAGCUGAUGAUAAGUUAAAUUCAUGUGAAUCACUAGAAGGUUUGAAAGGCUUAGCUUUUACAAAUUCAAAUUCUGCUAUAUCAGCAACAUCUCAAGCCAACCAUCAAAAUGACAGCACUGAUCAGCAUAGAUCUUUAAGUGAUAGGCAACCACAGAACAAUAUCAACCACAACAACAAAUUCAACAACAACAACAACAACCUCAUCAACAGCAAUGUCUACAACAACCAAUUCAACAGCAAAAUUUUUACCACCAACAACAACAAUUUCAGCAACAAUCAAAACUUCAACAACAAUUAUUUCUGCAGAAAUCACAACAAUUUCAACAGCAACCUCAACUGCAGCAACAGAAAUUAUUUCAAAAUUUUCAGCCACAAAUUCAACCAAACCUUCAAGAAAAUUCACAUUACCAACAACCACUUCAACAAAAAUCAACAAUUCAACAACAUCGAUUCCAACCAGAACAACAAUUUCAACAACAAUCACAAUUUUUCCAACAACCACAGUUUCAACAACAACCACAACAAUAUCAAUUGCCUCACCUUCAACAACAUUCACAAUUUCAACAACCAGACCUACAGCAACAUCAAUUUCAGCAUCAACUUCAACAAUGGCAACAUCAACAGCAGCAUCAACUUCAACAACAACCACCAUCCCAAGAACAACAACAACAGCAACUUUAUCAGCAACAACAGAAACAGUAUCAAUUUCAUCAACAACAGCAACAACUAUUUCAACAACAACAUCAACCGGCUCAAAUUUGAGUUCAUCGACAUUUUCUUCAUCACGCAUCGCAUAUUUUCAGGAACCAGUGUAUCGUCUCGAAUUCAACAAUUUCGUCCAAAUUCGGCUGCAGAAGGGCCAGUGAACGUUUCGUCGAGACAGAGGCCACCCCAACUUGCCUGUAGAAACCUCGGUUUCCCAAUAAGUAAAAUGAGUAAAACAACACCAACGCCACCAUCAUCUUUUUCUCAGUCAACUUUUCCAACAUCUCCAGGACACGUUGAUAAUGAAGUUUUUUCGCCAACGCAGCAAAAAAUAUUUAGAGAAGAAUCAUGUCUUGGUGGAAGCGCAACAGAGAAUCUUAAUUCAGUCGUUUUGUCACAGAACAGUUUAAAUAAAUUGCCCCACAGUGAUUAUAUGAUGUCGCAUUCUUCACUCGAUAUGUCAAAUUCAAUUCAAGAUGAACCUUAUUCCAACAACUCAAACAGAAGUACGUACAACAACACAUUCAACUACCAGCGAUCAGUGGACGGUACAAUCAACAACACAACCGCCGCUUCAUAUGUUCCAUCAAGAUCUCAACAACGUUACAAGCGGCAGCAAGAUCCAGCAACAUCAACAAGUUGCUCUCAACAGUCAUUACCAUCUCAACCAAAACAGUACCUCCUUUGACAACAUUAACAACACCUUCAUUUAUAACAUCAACAGCUUUUCCAUUGGCAACAUCAGCAACAACAACGCCUGUAUCUAACUCACAAAUAUCUCCUUAUUUAAAUUUACAACAAAGGACAUAACUUGAAAAUAUUUACUUUGUUUAUUCAAGCGUUAUAAGAAUAGUGCCUGAACAAUAUUGAUUAUAACAAUAUUCACAAUUUGCAAGAUUUCGUUUUAAAAUUAAUUAUUUAAUUAUUAUUUAAUUAUUUAAUCUAACUUAUAAUUUAAAGUUUAGCAUUGUGUGCAAAUAUGAUAAUAAAUUUAGUUAUAUAGAUGGAUGGAUUUGUGAAACAUUUUUAAGAGUCCAACAUGUAACACUUUUGGCUUUGUUGAUUAAAAAUUAUUUUUUGUUUAAGUUUUUAUAAAAGUAAUUUAUUUAAAUAAUUAAUUUGGAAAAACUUGAAAACGGCUUA